AUGAGCGCAACCCCGUUUCAUCGUUCCAUCCUCGAGGUCCGGCUACCAAAGCACUUUGAUAAGCCGACGGACAUGAGGUACGCCGGAACCCAGGACCCCCAGGAACAUCUUACGGCCUUCGAGGCCAGAAUGAACAUGGAGGGAGUAGGCAACGAAGUAAGGUGUCACGCGUUUCCGGUCACUCUGGCAGGACCUGCAAUACGGUGGUUUAACAGCCUCCCACAGGGCUCUAUUACCAGGUUUUCAGAUAUUAGCCACGCUUUCCUAGCCCAAUUUACUACCAGAAUCGCAAAGGCAAAGCACCCGAUCAAUUUACUCGGGGUGACUCAGAGAUCCGGCGAGCCAACUAGAAAAUAUCUAGACUGGUUCAACGACGAGUGCUUGGAGAUCGACGGGCUAACUGAUUCGGUAGCUAGCCUAUGUUUGAUGAAUGGACUUCUGAACGAGGACUUCAGGAAGCAUCUCACCACGAAGCCGGUAUGGACGAUGCAGGAAAUCCAAAGCGUAGCCAGGGAAUAUAUCAACGAUGAAGAAGUCAGUCAAGUCGUGGCUGCCAAUAAGCGGCAGCCCUCCUACAAUCAACCUCGGCAGCACGGGGGUGGAGAAAGGCAGAAGGAGCACGCCAGAGACGGCGGUCCAGGCAAGACAUCCAGGCCAUUUUCUCGGGUCGGGAAGUUCACCAAUUACACCCCUCUCACCGCCCCAUCAUAG
Molecule: messenger RNA, 711 nt
Organism: Arachis ipaensis
Lineage: Eukaryota; Viridiplantae; Streptophyta; Magnoliopsida; Fabales; Fabaceae
Source: RefSeq, a predicted model, not a curated record